CCAUACAACUUCUCAUACCCUCAAAAAUCUCAACAAAACAUCGUAUACACGGAAAACCCUUUUGUCUUUCUCUCUCACCUCGCUCCAGCAAAAACUCCUCAAGAAAAAAGAAUACUAUUUCCCCCUUUUUAUUUCAAUUUUAAGGAGAGAAAUUGCAGUGAGAAGAAAUAAAUAGUAGUAAAAGAAGAGAAGAUGUGUUUGUUCUCAUGUGUAUGUGAAGAAGAUGAGAAAGAGCUAGGAAGAAAAGUAGCACCAGGGGCUUGUCCUUGUUGUGGAGGAAAAGUACAAGCUGUAGAUGUAGAAGGCCGUUUCAGAUUUUGCUUUCUCCCUAUUUGCUUUAGGUUCAAGAGGAAGUAUCUCUGUACUCUCUGUUCUAAGCGUUUGGUUUUGUAUUCUUGAUCUCCCUAUUUUCCUCUUGUAAUUUCUACUCUCAAUUUUUUGAACAGCAUCCUAUAAGUGUAAUUAUUUAUUUGAAAUAGUGUUUGAGAGUUGUUCAUUUGCUCAAGAAUAUAUGAAACUUUUGUAGUUGUGCUCAGUUAUGAGAAUUUACAAAAUCGAGGUUUUCCAAUUGACUGUUUAUAGCUCGGUAUCAGAAAAAUAAAUAUAUUGUCGGUAUUAAG
This is a messenger RNA of Nicotiana tabacum (common tobacco), 620 nucleotides long. The record is from RefSeq and is a predicted model, not a curated record. NCBI's taxonomy places the organism in Eukaryota, Viridiplantae, Streptophyta, Magnoliopsida, Solanales, Solanaceae.